CUGGCAUGGUUGGCUUUGCUCAGCACGGGUCUGUUCAUUGCUGGGCUUGCGAUUGGCUGGGGCCCCAUUCCCUGGCUCCUCAUGUCAGAGAUCUUCCCUCUUCGUGCCCGCGGAGUGGCCAGCGGAGUGUGCGUUUUCACCAACUGGGGCUGCGCCUUCCUGGUCACAAAGGUUUUCCACCAGCUGCUGGACCUUCUCACCUCCUAUGGGACCUUCUGGUUAUUUGCUGCUUUCUGUGGACUUAAUGUCCUUUUCACCAUCCUCUGUGUCCCUGAGACAAAAGGGAAGACUCUGGAGCAGAUUGAGUCUUAUUUCCAGCAAAGUCCAGAGCAAGAAAGACUCCGCGGCACCAUCCAGUUAAGACGCCGCUAG
Messenger RNA from Bufo gargarizans (Asiatic toad), 372 nucleotides. Its product is annotated as solute carrier family 2, facilitated glucose transporter member 8-like. The coding region runs from base 82 to 372 and encodes 96 amino acids. NCBI's taxonomy places the organism in Eukaryota, Metazoa, Chordata, Amphibia, Anura, Bufonidae. Gene Ontology annotation, cellular component: membrane. Gene Ontology annotation, biological process: transmembrane transport. Gene Ontology annotation, molecular function: transmembrane transporter activity. The transcript is spliced from 3 exons. The record is from RefSeq and is a predicted model, not a curated record.